AUGCCAGAUCGGACCAAGGGUACUUCAUCAUUUGGAAAGCGCCACAACAAGACGCACACCUUGUGCCGUCGAUGUGGCCGCAGCUCGUUCCAUAUCCAAAAGAAACUUUGCUCCUCGUGCGGCUACCCCAACGCCCGAAUCCGCAAAUUCAACUGGAGUGUGAAGGCUAAGCGAAGGAAGACCACCGGCACUGGCCGCACCAAGUACCUGAAGAUCGUCCACCGCGUCUUCAAGAAUGGCGUCAAAGAAUGGCGAAUCGCUCGUCCUCGAGAAACUGCGCAAGUUCAGGAUCAUCGUUAA
Molecule: messenger RNA, 300 nt
Organism: Rhagoletis zephyria (snowberry fruit fly)
Lineage: Eukaryota; Metazoa; Arthropoda; Insecta; Diptera; Tephritidae
Source: RefSeq, a predicted model, not a curated record